Cladophialophora immunda is the source of this 1953-nucleotide messenger RNA. RefSeq lists its product as uncharacterized. The record is from RefSeq and is a predicted model, not a curated record. The transcript is spliced from 3 exons. Gene Ontology annotation, molecular function: flavin adenine dinucleotide binding; N,N-dimethylaniline monooxygenase activity; NADP binding. Bases 175 to 1800 code for a protein of 541 amino acids. NCBI's taxonomy places the organism in Eukaryota, Fungi, Ascomycota, Eurotiomycetes, Chaetothyriales, Herpotrichiellaceae.
GCAUCUUGUGUAUCCUGGUAAAAAUAUCAGGCCAUCCCGAUCUCUCUAGCGAAUCCAGUGGACCAGUGCUCAAUCAUUUAAACACCAGCAAGAGUCCUACUCCUUGGGCUUUUUGCUCCUUCAAAAUCAAAUCUAAGACCCCUUGUGCUAAUACUACCCUCCCCCACCUUCACCAUGGCACAGACAAAUGGCACCGCGGACGAUAUUGUCCACUGUGACGCCUUGAUUAUUGGAGCAGGCUUUAGCGGGAUGUCGAUGCUAUAUCGGCUGCGUAAAUUAGGACUCAAAGCAAAAAUCUUCGAAUCCGGAAACGAUUUCGGUGGUGUUUGGUAUUGGAAUCGCUAUCCCGGGGCGCGUGUAGACUCUGAGUGGCCAUACUAUCAGCUUAAUAUCCCCGAAGUAUAUCGCAACUGGGAAUUCACGGAGAAAUUUCCAGGGCACAAGGAAAUUCGGGCUUACUGCGCACACGCCGACAAGGUUCUGGGUCUACGGAAAGAUGUGUAUUUCAAUGCGCAUGUCGUCGAUGCCCAGUGGAGCGAGAGCGAUCAGAAAUGGACGGUUAAGACUGAUCAGGGACACACUUCGGUCAGUAAAUACUUGAUCCUAUGCACUGGAUUGCUACAUCGCAGACACGUCCCCGAUUUCCCAGGCUUAGCCAACUUCAAAGGGGUGAUUCACCACACUGGCUUCUGGCCCGAAGACAUGAGUUGCAAGGGGAAAAAAGUGGCUUUGAUCGGCGCCGGAGCCACCGCGGUUCAAGUUGUUCAAGAAGUCGCUAAAGAGGCCGAUCAACUUACCGUGUUCAUCCGGCGACCGAGUCUAUGUCUGCCCAUGGGCCAACGAAAACUCAGCGCAGACGAACAAAAAGGCUGGAAAGGGUAUUUUGAUGCCCUUUUCCGAGAAGGCAGAAAAUCCAGGGCCGGGUUUCCUGGCAAAGGUCCUGAUAAUGGCGUCUUUGACGUGUCCGACGAAGAACGGGAAGAAUACUUUGAGGAACUCUGGGCACGGGGGGGUUUCAAUUUCAUGAUAUUCAACUACAACAACGUCGUACUGGACAAGGAAGCGAAUCAAAAAGUGUAUGAGUUCUGGGCCAAAAAGAUACGGCCGAGGAUGAAGAAUCCAAAGAAACGAGAGUUGAUGGCCCCGAUGAAAGCGCCGUAUUAUUUCGCCACGAAAAGAAAUCCGCUUGAACAGGAUUACUAUGAACGUCUUGAUCAGGACAAUGUCGAGAUCAUCAACAUCAUCGACAAUCCGAUGAAAACGUUUAACGAAACGGGCAUAUUGAUGGAGGACGGCACCCAGCUCGAUUUCGAUGUGGUUAUUCUCGCUACCGGGUUUGAUUCAUUCUCUGGAUCGGUGACAAAGAUGGGCCUCAAGAACAAAGACGGCGUCGACAUCAAGGACAUCUGGAAGGACGGGAUCCGGACGUACCUAGGCAUGACCUUUAACGGCUUCCCCAAUACCUUCAUGGUAUACACAUCUCACGCUCCCACUGCUCUAUCCAACGGGCCCACAAUCAUCGAGGCACAGGCGGAUUUCGUCAUCUCGGCAAUUGAAAAGAUGGAGAAAGAAGGCGCAAAGACAAUAGAGCCGUCCAAGGAGGCCGAGGAGGAGUGGGAUGUGAUGAUUGACGCGAUGAACAAACCCACCUUGUUCCCGCUGACUGAUUCGUGGUGGAAUGCGACUAAUAUUCCGGGCAAGAAACCUCAGAUGUUGACUCAUGUUGGUGGGAUUGAAAUGUAUGAAGAGCAAUGUAAGGCCACUCUGGGUGACUGGAAGGGAUUUACCUUGGUAAAAUAGGGUCAUUGAGUAUGAAUUAAGAGAUUAAGAGAUCUGAGAACGGGGCGGGGCUGGGAGAAUAUCUUUUGACGGAUGAUGUUCUCGAUAAGACUUAAAAGAGUUGUUGAGGCUGUCUAGAAACACUGAACAAUAUCAAAUGCCCCUGAGAGCAAA